Messenger RNA from Sesamum indicum (sesame), 2572 nucleotides. Its product is annotated as DELLA protein GAI1. Lineage: Eukaryota; Viridiplantae; Streptophyta; Magnoliopsida; Lamiales; Pedaliaceae. The record is from RefSeq and is a predicted model, not a curated record.
GAGAGUAUUGUAUUGAAGGUCGUGCUGCUGAAGGCCCUUCGCCUUCACGAGCCUUUUUCCCUCUUCUCUAUUUCCUAUUCGUACACUAUUAUUAUAGCCCCCAAUAGCAUCAGUUUGCAUCUCUCUCUCUCUCUCUAAAACUCAGAAACAGAGGCCAUAUGUGAAAAACCAAGCACCCUAGGCCAAUCCCCAAUGUCCUGAUUCCCUUCUUCACCAACCCUUCACCGCUUGUUUUUUGUUUCUCCAGAAAGAAAGUUUUACCCUAGGCAGGCAGCCAGGCCCCAAGAAGAAUCUUCAGAAACGGAAGGAUGAAGAGGGACCAUAUGAAUCAAGAAAAUUUCUCGAGCAGUGGGAGCUGCAGCUCCUCUGGUAAGGCUAAGAUGUGGUCAUGUGAAGCUGAAGAGGCCGGCGUCGAUGAGCUCUUUGCGGUUUUGGGAUACAACGUCAAGUCUUCCGACAUGGCGGAGGUGGCGCAAAAGAUCCAACAGUUGGAGGAAGUGAUGGGAAGUGUUCAGCACGACGGCCUGUCUCACCUCGCUUCUGAAACUGUUCAUUAUAAUCCUUCGGAUCUCUCGUCCUGGCUCGAGUCCAUGAUUUCUAUCACUAGUGUUGACAACACCUGCAGCGUUAACAGCCGUGCCCAAAUGGCGGUUGACUUGGACUUCGGGUCGGAUCUUAUUGCCAUACCCGGAAAAGCCGUUUUCCCCAGAACCGAACCCCCCGUCGCGCCACCGCCUCCACUACAGCCACCGCAGCAUCAGCAUCAGCCCCUAGCUAAGAGACUGAAAACAUCGCCGUAUAUAGAUAAUUCGGUUGGGGGGUUGCAGAGUGAGCCAGUUUUUGCUCGGCCCGUUGAGUCGACGCGGCCUGUUGUCCUGGUUGACUCGCAGGAAAAUGGUAUCAGACUUGUUCAUACUCUGUUGGCUUGUGCUGAGGCCGUACAGCAAGAGAACUUCAAAUUGGCUGAGGCUUUGGUCAAGAAUAUUGGAUUUCUAGCAGUUUCGCAAGCAGGGGCUAUGAGAAAAGUGGCUACAUAUUUUGCUGAAGCAUUGGCUAGGAGAAUUUAUAGACUGUAUCCCUCAAAUCCGCAGGACACUGCGUUUACUGAUAUGUUACAAAUGCACUUUUAUGAGACAUGCCCGUAUCUCAAAUUCGCGCAUUUUACUGCAAAUCAAGCAAUUCUUGAAGCCUUUGCAGGGAAAAACCGAGUUCAUGUGAUUGAUUUCAGCAUGAAGCAGGGGAUGCAGUGGCCUGCACUGUUGCAAGCUUUGGCCCUGAGGCCUGGAGGCCCGCCGAGCUUCCGUUUGACGGGAAUCGGCCCACCUUCACACGAUAACACGGAUCAUUUACAGGAAGUUGGGUGGAGAUUAGCUCAAUUGGCUGAAACAAUCAAUGUUGAGUUUGAGUACAGAGGUUUUGUGGCGAAUUCUUUGGCUGAUCUUGAUGCGUCCAUGUUUGACAUAAGGGAAGGCGAGUCGGUAGCCGUCAAUUCGAUUUUCGAGUUGCAUCAGUUGUUAGCGAGACCAGGGGCUAUUGAGAAGGUUCUGAAAGUAGUGCGUGAAUUGAAGCCUGAAAUCUUGACUGUGGUUGAGCAGGAGGCUAAUCACAACGGAAACGUUUUCUUGGAUCGAUUCACCGAGUCUUUGCAUUAUUACUCAACCCUUUUCGAUUCACUGGAGAGUUGUGGCGGCGGCAGUAACGGCAGUGACGGGGUGGUGAGUGAUCAAGAUAAGGUUAUGAGCGAGGUAUACUUGGGGCGGCAGAUCUGCAAUGUGGUGGCUUGUGAGGGUGCUGACCGGGUUGAGAGGCAUGAGACACUGGCUCAAUGGAGAUCCCGGUUCGGUUCAGCUGGAUUCGUCCCGGUUCACCUGGGCUCCAAUGCUUACAAGCAAGCUAGUAUGCUGUUGGCACUGUUUGCUGGUGGGGAUGGGUACAGAGUGGAUGAAAACAAUGGCUGUUUGAUGUUGGGAUGGCACACAAGGCCAUUGAUUGCUACCUCAGCUUGGAAACUAAGUUAGAACUUAUUGAUUUAACUCGGGUUCAUCCGGUGGGUUAACUCAUCUAGGGUUCAAGAAGAGGGGGGUGGGGUGGGGUGGCCAUGUUUCUUGUCAGAGUGGGUAUCUCUGCUGAGCUGUGAGUACAAUGCCUUAGUGAAAAGUGAGACCCACCACUUCUCUAGUGUGUCUCCUCCACAGUCCACUCCACCCUUUCCAUUUUCCAUUUCCAAGUUGGAAAAAAAUUGAUCUUUUCUUCCUUUCUUUUUCAGCUUUUGCUUAUUGCUCUCUUUUUAGGUUUUGAAUUUCUCAAGUGAAUUUCUUUCUUUCGUGUAAUUUCUCAGGGGUGAAUCUGGAAUAGUGGAAUCUGUAUUUACAUUACAUAUAUAGUAGCUUUUGCUGCAUAAUAAAAAGAAAUCACUCUUUCUCGGAUUCUUGAAUGUGAAAAGGUGAUUGUAAUCAAAGGGCCAGCUUUUGUUUGUUGUGUCUAAUGUUGAGGAGAGAACUGGUCAUAUCAUAUGUUGCAACACUAUUGGAUUCUCCAGCAUCAGAAUUUGAGCUGCAGUUCAUUUGCUCAA